Rasamsonia emersonii CBS 393.64 is the source of this 957-nucleotide messenger RNA. RefSeq lists its product as uncharacterized. The transcript has 3 exons. The record is from RefSeq and is a predicted model, not a curated record. Bases 1 to 957 code for a protein of 318 amino acids. Gene Ontology annotation, cellular component: membrane; endoplasmic reticulum. NCBI's taxonomy places the organism in Eukaryota, Fungi, Ascomycota, Eurotiomycetes, Eurotiales, Trichocomaceae. Gene Ontology annotation, biological process: endoplasmic reticulum tubular network organization; membrane organization.
AUGGCUCCUCCACCUCCAGCCAGCUUGCCUUUGGGCGAGAGACUCAAGGCCUUGGCUCAGACAUUGCAGUAUGUUCCUACCAUAAUCCUCAUAAUCUUUGCAUUUGUUGUCCCAGAAACUGACCAAUAUGACACCAGAUUCGGUUGGUUUGUAGGCCACUUGACCUUGCUUCUCUCGGUCUUGCGCUACUCCCUGUCCUACCUCACCUUCAAUUACUACUCCAACUCGACGAAGAUCUCGUAUCGCUUGGCGUUUAUUGCUGCGGCGGUGACCUACGGUAUCGUCGUCUACAAACAGUAUAUCGCCCGAGGGAAGCUUACGGGAGGUAUUCCCAACAUCGUUUUCAAGUUGCUGGGCGAUGAAAAUGUGCAGUACCUCGCUCAUGAACGCUCAACAGGAAUGGCCCUCGUGUGGCUGUACUCCCGCCAGAUUCCUCUGGCUCUCCUGCCCUUCAGCGUGUACUCGGUCUUCCACGUCGCUACGUAUACCCGGACCUACUUGCUUCCCACUCUGCAGCCACCAAAGCAGGAUGCCGCCGGUCCAGCCUCCCCCACUUCUCCCAGAGCCGCUGCCAAGCAGUCUCCUCUUGCCGAUACCAUUGGAAAAUUCGUCAAGCAGUACUAUGACAGCAGCAUGUACCUCGUUGCAUCACUCGAGCUCGGUCUUCUGCUCCGCCUCGUCCUGUCGGCACUCACCUUCUCCAGGGGAAGCUGGGUUCUGCUCCUGAUCUACCUGUCUUUCUUCCGUGCGAGAUACUCUCAGAGCACUUUCGUCCAGAGUGCUGUCGCGCACACCACUGCGAGGAUUGACACUUCGAUCUCCCACCAAAGCACGCCUCCGCAGGUUCGUCAGGGAUGGGAAACAUUCAAGGGCAUUGUGCGCCAGGCAUAUGAGGCCACAGAGGUGAAACGCUAUGUUGGAGGCUAUGGUUCGCCUGCCGGCAAGAAGCCCCAGUAG